AUGGAGCAGCACAUUGUUCCCUCUUGCUCUGGUGCAGUUGAUGAUCCAACUGAAGCAAUCCUAGUGCCCAUAAAUGGAAUAGUGCAACCAGCAGUUAUGCCAUUGGCAGGUUGUCGAGGCCGUGUGACGAACCAGCUUCAAUUCUUGAAGAAAAACGUCCUGGAAAAAAUAUGGAAUCACGAUUACGGCAAACCGUUCAGAAAGCCAGUGAACACAAUUGAACACAACAUACCUGAUUACUACAAAGUGAUAACCAAUCCGAUGGACCUUGGCACUAUUAGAAAGCGGCUUAGCAACAGAUACUACUGGUCUUCAGAGGACUGCAUCAAGGAUUUCAAAAGGAUGUUCAAAAAUUGCUAUACUUACAAUGAUCCGGGACAGGAUAUCGUUGUGAUGGCUCAGACGCUCGAGAAGAUAUUCUACCAGAAGAUGGCUCGUAUGCCGAAGAAAGAAAGUGAAGUGCGGCGCGAAAGUGGCAAAAUUGCCGAUCGUAGCAGAGCUUCUUCUGAUGCUUCAGUCACCAACAGGUCAUUGGAAGCUUCACCGAGGGAAUUCGCUACGGAGCAAACUUUUGGUAGUUUGUCAAUUGAAAAUUCAGUUGAGGAGCUGAGUGAUAAUAAGUUUGUGAGCACGACUGAGGUCGAAUCGACUGAAAGAUGUGGAGGUUGA
This is a messenger RNA of Cotesia congregata, 669 nucleotides long. The record is from the annotation of a GenBank genome assembly. NCBI's taxonomy places the organism in Eukaryota, Metazoa, Arthropoda, Insecta, Hymenoptera, Braconidae.